AUGACAGAUAUCCCUAUAGCUCUUGAUAAUUCCCAAUUACUUAAUAACAAUAAUAAUCUUAAUCCAUCAAAUCAUCACAACCACAAUCAUCAUCACCAUCAUCUUCUGAAACAAAAUUCACUGCUGACAAUACAAAAAUCUUCUUCUUCUUCUUCGGAACAACAACAGCCAUUUCCUAAUUUAGAAACAAAGAAAAAUGGAAUGAUCUACAUCAAGAAUUCACAAAGUUUAAGGAAUGGAACAAAAGUAUCUAAUAAAUUACCUCGAUCUACUAGUAAUAGUAGUAGUAAUAUUGGAUUAAAUUCUACCACUUCAAACACCAAUGUUGAUGUCAAAUCAUCUACAGCAGCAUUAGGUAGAAAACGAUCAAAUUCACAAUCACAAGUGGUAUCUAUUCCUGCAAAACCAAAAUUUACCACAGCUUCAAUGUCCCGUGAUCCAUCAAAAGGAGGGUCUCUGCUGCUACAGUCACUGACGUCAAGAAGUGGCAACAGUGGCCACAGUGGCAGUAAUGGUUCUUCAUCAAUAAACCCUCACAAACGUAAUCAAAUUCAAUAUUAUGUUACCCUUGUACCAUUAAAUGAUACAUUUAUUAAAAAACACCUCCCGGUGGCAACAUAUCCUGAAACAACAAAAUUGGGUAGACCAACUGGUACUAAACAUAAACCUGAUGUAACUAAUGGAUAUUUUGAUUCUCGAGUAUUGAGUAGAAAUCAUGCUCAAAUUUAUAUUGAUCCUAAAAAUGGCAAAUUAAUGAUACAAGAUUUAGGUUCAUCUAAUGGAACUUAUUUAAAUGAAGUUAGAUUAUCACAAGAUCCUACAGAAAUUAAAGUUGGAGAUAUGAUUUGUCUUGGAUUUAAUGUACAAGCUGAAUCUACUCAUAAACAAAUAAGUUUAAGAAUUGAAAAUUUGAAUGUUAUAUCUACUCAAUUGGAAACUAAUAAUAAUGGGAAUUUUUUCAUUAAUGGGAAUGAACAAUUGGAUACACCUGAAUUUAAACGAUUAUCAUUUAUUGAAGAUAUUGCUCGACAAGUUGAAAAAAUUGAAUUUGAUAAAGAUGAUUCUAUGAUAUCAAAAGAAUCUCAUGAAAUUCAAAAUAAUUUAACAUUUGAUAAUGCUUUAUUUUCUGAUAUUAAUCCCAAUAUAGAGGACAAUUUAUUGGGACUUUAUUCAAUGAUGAAUUCAGGUAUUUAUAAUAAUUCUCAAAUCACUAGUACAACAACAUUAGAGAAUAUAAUCAAUGUAUUAGUACUUAAUUUAUCUCGAAUUAAACAACAAAAUUCAUCAUUAAAUAGUUUAUCGACAUUUUUGGAAAAUUAUUAUUAUAAUAUAAAUCAAUUAAAUCAAGAUUAUUUGGAUCAACAAUUUCAAAAAAAAUUACUGAAAAUCGAACAAGAAUUAAUUAAAGAACAAACUAAUCAUCAAAAAUCAAAAGAUCGAUUUAAAAAUUUGGAAUUAGAAUCAAAUAAAAAAUUGGAUUUACUUAAUAGAAAAUUUAAAUCUAUGGAAAGAGAUCGAGAUAAUUUAAAAAAUUCUUUAAAUGAAUUGAAAUUAAAAUAUGAAAAUUUGGAAAAUGAUAAUAAUUUAAGUAAAGAAACAAUUGAAAUUUUAAAUCGAGAGAAAUUAGAUUUACAAGAAGCACUUGAUGAAAUGACACGUCAACAACAACAACAACAAGAGAAAGAGAAAGAGAAAGAGAAAGAGAAAGAAAGGGAAGUACUUAAAUUGAAUGGGAAUAAAUCAAAAGAACUUUUAAAUGAUGAACUGGUUGUUAGUGAAGCUAUUAAUGGAUUCAUUAAAGAUUUAUCUCGAACUCCAUCAGUUCGUGAUAAUAUGAAGAAUUUAGAAUCUUCUGGAACAAUAAAUAGAGAUACCAUUAAAUUAACCCCACCAGUAUCAGACAAUGAAGAAGAUAAUGAAGAAGAUGAUGAUAAUGAUGAUGAAGAAGAAGGUGUGAUUAGUUUACCAAGUUCUCCUAGUUUAUUACAACGUAAUGGUUCUAAACUUAAACAUACUCAAAAGAAGAAAGGCAGCAAUGGUGAUAAUGAUGACCAUCAUGAUAUUGAAUCAAUAGAUUCUUUUUCUCAUUCACAACAACAUUAUGAUAAGUCUUCUAUUAGUCCAAUUAUAUCAGAUUUUGAAUCUAUUGUUGCUACCAAUUCCAUGAUUAUAAAUUCUCCAGAAAAGCAACAACAAGAAGUUGAACCAUUUCCAAAAGUUGAAAAUCAAAGUUGUAAUGGACUGCCAAUAAAGAAAUCAUCAAUCCAAUCAAACGAAAACUUUCAAGAUAAUAAUAAUAAUAAUAAUAAUAAUAAUAAUAAUAAUUGUAAUCAAGGGAAAUGUCAUAAUUUAUUUAAUAAAAUAUUUCUGAAUCAACAACAACAACAACAAAUGGGGAAUAAGAAGAAGAAGAAUAAUAAUAGUAAUACACAAAAAACAAUAGAAGCUUUUAAUGAAAUUGAUAAACAAAAAUUACAAACAGUUGUAAUAGCUAUGUCAGCUAUGAUUAUAGGAUAUUAUUUACAAAGAUUAACUAACUAA
This is a messenger RNA of Candida dubliniensis CD36, 2541 nucleotides long. RefSeq lists its product as uncharacterized. Bases 1 to 2541 code for a protein of 846 amino acids. Gene Ontology annotation, molecular function: protein binding. The transcript has a single exon. NCBI's taxonomy places the organism in Eukaryota, Fungi, Ascomycota, Pichiomycetes, Serinales, Debaryomycetaceae. The record is from RefSeq and is a predicted model, not a curated record. Gene Ontology annotation, cellular component: cytoplasm.